Messenger RNA from Liolophura sinensis, 1366 nucleotides. RefSeq lists its product as uncharacterized. Gene Ontology annotation, biological process: maturation of SSU-rRNA from tricistronic rRNA transcript (SSU-rRNA, 5.8S rRNA, LSU-rRNA). Gene Ontology annotation, cellular component: nucleolus; preribosome, small subunit precursor; 90S preribosome. The coding region runs from base 1 to 645 and encodes 214 amino acids. The transcript is spliced from 5 exons. NCBI's taxonomy places the organism in Eukaryota, Metazoa, Mollusca, Polyplacophora, Chitonida, Chitonidae. The record is from RefSeq and is a predicted model, not a curated record.
AUGGGGAAAGUGAAAAGAGGGCGACAAAAGCUUCAUACUGCGGCCAAAAAAUCCAAAACCAAAGAAGGCCAUUCCACUAAAGGAGAUGUCAUGGUAGUGGAUGUGGUUGAGAACAUGCAGACUGACAUUCCUCGGAGUCCAUUUUUGACCCCUAACGAGUCAGCUAACCCGUUCUCUGGGGUGACUAUCAACAAGGCCACGCUGACACAAAAUUUACCAGACUUUGAUGCCAGGAGCACAAUUACAAGCAAGUCCUUCAAAGGUUUAGGGAUAAAGAAGAAAGAGAAGAGAAAAGUGCGACACCAACUCUGGAUGGAAAAAAUGAACGCUGCACAAUCAGAAGUAAUGAAAAAGAAAGAAAGAAAACGGAAGUCGAAGACUGCUGUUGUGGGGGACUUAACGGAUUUACAGGAAACUCUUCCAACAUUAGAACUGUUAAUGAAGAAAUCAACGGGAAAACCCCAAGACAAACCCAAAGUGAAAACAAGAGGGAUUGAAAAAGAAGCUAAACGACAGAAAAGAACGCUGGAAGGUAUCGCAAUGUUCAAUCAAGUCCUCAGUCACCCGGCGUAUAAGGAAAACCCUACAGAGACCAUUGCCAUACAUCUACAUAACAAGAUGCAACAGAGUGAAACAGACUCCUGACAGUGCAAAAAUUCUGCAUGCUAAGACAUUGAAGUCGCCACAGUCUGCUUGUUGUAGGAAGAGAAUAAAACAAUCUCUGCCACAACUCUAGCAUUCUUUGUGUGGUAAUGGUAGCAGUAGAGAUUUUGGCGUUGGAUAACUUCAUACCCCUGUGUGAAGAUGUGAAGACUGUUGUCAUGUGAUCUGCUGACAUUUGCUGUUGAAUAAUUGUUUGUUGCUCCAUACCCUGUGUGUUGCACCAUACCCUGUGUGUUGCACCAUACCCCUGUGUGAAGAUACACACUGACUACGCUCAGAACUGUUGCCAUGUGUUUAUUUAUUUAUUUAUUUUGAUUGAUGUUUUACACCACAUUCAAGAAUGUUUCAUUUAUAUGACAUCGACCAUCAUUAUGGUGGGAGGAAACCGGGCAGAGCCCUGUUGCCAGGUGAUCUGUUGAUGUACAAACAUGUCAGUUUCUGAUAAAUUUGAUGAAAUCGUUGGAUAUAUUCUCACGUCGUUGUACAGGUGCAUGAUAUAUGCAUAAUACAUGUAUGUACCGAAAUGACCAUGAAUUUCAGCCAUUCCCUAAUUUUGAGAGUUCUGUUUAGUUUAGAAAGGUGUUUUGUGGUUUGCUUGGAAGUUCGGAUAAUAUUCUACUCGGAAAUUGUAUGUUUCAGCACCAUAUAUAAUAUUUUGUGACAGCUAUUUGCUUGUAAAAAUGCACUUUUAUGAGUGAAAUUU